Pistacia vera is the source of this 1477-nucleotide messenger RNA. RefSeq lists its product as uncharacterized. The transcript is spliced from 2 exons. Bases 195 to 1355 code for a protein of 386 amino acids. NCBI's taxonomy places the organism in Eukaryota, Viridiplantae, Streptophyta, Magnoliopsida, Sapindales, Anacardiaceae. The record is from RefSeq and is a predicted model, not a curated record.
CUCAUGAGUAAGUAAUGAUUUUGUGCAUUCCAUUUCAUUUAGACUUGUGAGAUUGGUACUGUUAAAUAUGUGGUUCAAUUGCAAGUUUUGAUGUCCAGCAUUUGGUUGAUAUUUUUGAUGAAUGAACUAUGUUUAGUGGUACUGGUGUUCUGAUAAAUUCAAUAUGUUUAGUAACUUAAAACAGUGCAUGCAAGAUGGCUGGUGUGAAACGAAGAAUGUAUACUGAUUCAGAUAUUCAUGCUCUUCACAAAGAAUUGGAUGAGGUCUCAUGUCCUAUCUGCAUGGACCAUCCACAUAAUGCUGUUCUCCUCCUCUGCAGCUCACAUGAGAAGGGUUGCAGAUCUUUCGUUUGUGAUACAAGUUACCGGCAUUCAAAUUGUUUGGACCGGUUUAAAAAAUUAAGGGAGAGUUCUAGCAGUGUGACUUUACCUCAUUCUUCACCUAUAAACUCUUAUAAUGCUAGUAAUACUUAUGAUGUGAACUUGGCUUUGAGAACUCAUUUCAUUGAAAGUAAUGGAAAUCACAAUCCUAAUGGAAGCAAUGGUUCACCUGUUGGAUUUUCUGAACAACCAGGCGAAAAUAAUAUUGAAAAUGUAGGUAGGCAUUUAGAAAUUCAAGGAGAAGGUAAUCUGAAUUUGGAAAUGGGGGACUCUGUGUCCUUGCGUGAGAGGAUUGAACUUGAAGAGGUAGAUGUGGAUAGUUCAUUAGAAUCAAGCUUGAAUUUGACAUGCCCCAUGUGCCGAGGAGCCAUUCAAGGCUGGGAGGUUGUAGAAGAGGCCCGAAAAUAUCUUAACUUGAAGAAGCGAUCUUGUUCCAGGGAAUCAUGCUCUUUUGUUGGUAAUUACCAGGAAUUACGUCGACAUGCUAGGAGGGUUCACCCAACAACCCGACCCUCAGACACUGACCCAUCUAGAGAACGAGCCUGGCGACGCCUUGAGCACCAACGAGAAUAUGGUGAUAUUGUCAGUGCCAUUCGCUCAUCCAUGCCAGGUGCUGUUGUAGUUGGGGACUAUGUAAUUGAGAAUGGAGAAAGAUUAUCGGCUGGAAGAGAAAGUGGCACUGGUGAAGUUAAUGGACCAUGGUGGACUACUUUCUUUUUGUUUCACAUGAUUGGUUCAAUUGACAGUGCUGGCGAAUCAAGGGCUAGGUCAAGGGCUUGGACAAGGCACCGGCGUUCUGCGGGAGCUUUAUCCGAGCGUCGUCGGUUCCUGUGGGGUGAGAAUCUUUUGGGUCUACAAGAUGAUAAUGAUGAUGACGACCUGCAUAUAUUGAGUGAUGCAGGUGAAGAUGCAUCUCCAGUCCCAAGAAGACGGCGGCGUUUGACACAGUCAAGGUCUGAUGAGGACCAGCCAUGAGUGAUGUCUAUUUCUGUAUUAUGCAGAAACUGCCUCUCUUAAGGGGAGAAGAUUUAUGGUGAUUAACAUGUUUAUCAGAAACCAUCUACUUUGAGAGAAGGGAAAGCAGGGUCUUUCAUUUG